CUCCACAAGACAUGUUGGUGGCACAACCACUCCUCACCGCCCACCCAUUACCCAAUUAGGCAAUUUAUAAACUUUUCUCAGCCUCGCCACCACCACCAAACUCACAUCCCACUUUUCCCUUCACAAAAAAAAGCUUAUCAUCACGUGUCACGGCACCAAAUACAGUUUUCAAAUAAACAACCUACGCCUCCCUCCUACCCCUCCAACCACCCCUCUCCACCCUUCCACAAACCCUCAUACUCCAGCUUCAUACCCCGCAAGCCGAAGAACAGGCAGGAUGCCUAUCUCCAAGAAAGCCAGAGUCCAGCGCGAGCACAAGAAGGCUGAUGCAGCCGGUACCCGCGUCCCCGUCAAGGCCAACGGUCUCCCCGUCAAGGCUCCCAAGGCGACUUCCAUAUGCGCAAACUGCCGCAAGGAGAUCGUCAGCUCGAAUAAGACCCAGCUACAGGUGCAUGCCGAGACGCAUGACCAGAAGCUGUGGUCGAAGGAGAAGUGCUGGCCUAAUGACUUUUCGGCUGCUGCUUAAGUGAGUCGAGUCGGCGUGGGAGGUGGUGAGGGUGAAGAGGUAUGGCCAACGUCUGGGAUGAAAAGUAGAUGUGGGAUGGGGUGGAUGGUGUUUGCUGGGCGGGCUGCGAGGGGAGAGGCUGGCUGGCGUCUUUAAUGGCUACUGAUAUGAAGUUUUACCCUGAGCCUGGCUUGCUGUGGUGUUUUGGCUUUGG
This is a messenger RNA of Pseudogymnoascus destructans, 719 nucleotides long. RefSeq lists its product as uncharacterized. The record is from RefSeq and is a predicted model, not a curated record. NCBI's taxonomy places the organism in Eukaryota, Fungi, Ascomycota, Leotiomycetes, Thelebolales, Thelebolaceae. Bases 278 to 526 code for a protein of 82 amino acids. The transcript is spliced from 3 exons.